This is a messenger RNA of Periophthalmus magnuspinnatus, 4566 nucleotides long. Its product is annotated as leucine-rich repeat LGI family member 2. Gene Ontology annotation, cellular component: IRE1-TRAF2-ASK1 complex. Gene Ontology annotation, biological process: mRNA processing; inhibitory synapse assembly; IRE1-mediated unfolded protein response. Lineage: Eukaryota; Metazoa; Chordata; Actinopteri; Gobiiformes; Gobiidae. The record is from RefSeq and is a predicted model, not a curated record. The transcript is spliced from 9 exons. Gene Ontology annotation, molecular function: ATP binding; RNA endonuclease activity; protein serine/threonine kinase activity. Bases 93 to 1706 code for a protein of 537 amino acids.
CCAUCUGAUUCGGCUUCAUCCAAAGAGGGGGAAAAAAACCACGGAGCGGAAAACAUCGGACCCACUUAACACAUGCGAGCCCGGCUGGAAAGAUGCCUAACGCAUGGAUCCUGCUCGUGGUCGUGUCUCUGUGUUGCCUGUCUCAACCGGGGCAUUUGAAAAAGCCCCAGAAAUGCCCUUAUACGUGCAGCUGCUCCAAGGAGUCUAUCAUCUGCGUGGGGUCAAACUACGUCCCCAGGAUCAGUCCCAACGACAUCCAUUCACUGAGUAUUGUGAAUGGGACCUUCUCUGAAAUCAAAGAGGGGAUGUUUGCGCACAUGCCAUCUCUCCAGCUUCUGCUUCUGAACUCCAAUUCUCUCACAAAUAUAAGGGAUGAUGCAUUCUCAGGACUUUCACACCUGGAGUACCUGUUCAUUGAAAGUAACAAGAUCGAAACGGCGUCCAAAUAUGCCUUCAGAGGACUGCGGGACUUGACGCACUUAUCACUGGCAAACAACAACAUUAAAGCUUUACCCCGGGACCUUUUCAGUGACCUGGACUCUCUCAUUGAACUGGAUCUGCGGGGUAAUGCGUUUGAAUGUGACUGUGGCGCUAAGUGGCUCAUGACGUGGCUCAAAAACACCAACGCCACAGUGUCGGAUGUCGUGUGCGCCGCCCCUGAGGACAUGAAGGGCAAGAGGCUCAACGACAUGACCAGUCUCCAGAAUGAGUGCAUUUCAACGGAUUUCAUCCUCCAUCAGACGAUUGCCUCAGAAUCUCUGUCUGUGGACACGUUCAGCUUUAAGAAUGACGUCUACGUGGCUAUAGCGGCCCCCAGUAUGGAGAGCUGCAUGGUUUUCCAAUGGGACCACAUAGAAAUGAACUACAGGACCUAUGACAAUAUCACAGGUCAGUCUAUAGUGGCGUGCAAGUCGGUUCUUAUCCAGAACGAAGUCUUCGUGAUCGUAGCUCAACUUUUUGGAGGCUCCCACAUCUACAAGUUUGACGAAGACCAAAGCAGAUUCAGCAAAUUCCAGGACAUUGAGGUAUCUAAAAUCUCCAAACCCAAUGAUAUCGAGGCGUUUCAAAUCGGCACAGACUGGUUUUUCGUGGUCGCGGAUAGCUCCAAAGCGGGCCUGUCCACUCUCUACAAAUGGAACGAUAAAGGUUUUUAUUCGUACCAGUCGCUUCACGAGUGGUACCGCGACACAGAUGCUGAAGUUUUAGAUUUGGACGGAAAAGCGCACAUUAUUUUGGCAAGCCGCUCACAAGUCCCUGUUAUUUACCAGUGGAGCAGGAGCAACCAAAAGUUCAUCCUACAAGGCGAGAUUCCCAAUAUGGAAGACGUAGUGGCAGUGAAGCAUUUCCGUAUCAAAGAGGAGCUUUACCUGACCAUGACGAGGUACAUUGGAGACUCCAAAGUUCUGCGAUGGGGAACCAAACAGUUUGCAGAGGUCCAAGCGUUGCCUUCAAGGGGGUCCAUGAUCCUCCAGCCGUUUUCCUUCAAAGAGCGGCAUUACCUGGCGUUGGGCAGUGAUUACACCUUCUCUCAGAUCUACAUUUGGGACGAAGAAGGCAAGAUUUUUGAGCGUUUUAAAGAGGUAUACAUCCAGGCCCCACGCUCCUUCACAGUCGUGUCCACUGACCGCAGGGACUUCCUCUUCGCAUCCAGCUUCAAAGGGAACACGCAGAUUUUUGAGCACAUCAUCAUUGACUUGAGCUUGUGAGCGGCUGUGCCUCUUAGUAACUAUUAACAGCAUCUUCCACAAACAAUAGCUGCAACUGUAAAAUUAAAGAGUAGAAGUUACAUUUCUGGACCUAGUCACGUUUAAAGACCUGCUUUUUCCCAUUUUUGCUUCUGGGGCCACUACAGCAAACCAUCUGCCUGCGCAUGCAGUGGUUUGAUAUGAUAUGGCCUUAUGUUUUUGCCAGUUUCCCUCAAUGACACCACCCCGGCUUGAGACUGGCACAGGAAACACUGUUAAAAGACCUGGGACACCUUCUGCUGGAUGUCCUCUCUUCUGUUGGAGUUGUAUUCUUUGAAAUGGCCACUGUGAAAGAUAGAGUCAUGUUUAAUAAAGAGAAAAUGAACUUACCUUUAGGGAAAAAAAACAUACAGCAGAAUAGAUUUUUGUAGGUCUUAGUUUUAUUUUAACAAAAAUUACUGACUAAUUCUUUCUCUUGCCUUUUGGGAAAUAUCUCUGGUCCUUUGGUGAUGAACAGCAGGUUGCCUUAUCUUCAGGGGGGUAUGAGAUCCAGCUGGCCUACAGUGCCACCUACUGGAUAUGAUAUUGUAGACCUUUUAGCUUUAUGCCAUAAAAUGAAUGUCUUUGAAAGCACAAAUCUUUAAACGUGAAAACAGUCGGUGUCAUUUUAAACAGUGACAGUUAGAGAUUUAGAUAAAGUAUAGGAUAGUAUAAAGAUAAGACUCAUCAUCGUUUUACAGAGAAAACAGACACAGGAAAGUAUGACUAAAUACAAAAAUACAGAAUGUUAAAGGAACUGUAUGUAACAUUUUGAUUUAAAUGUCAUAACCAUCAUCUGAUCAGAAAACAAAAUGAGCCUCACAUGAGUCUCUCAUUUGUUGUUACCAAUUUCAAUACUGAAAUCCAGCUCCCCCAGGACCUGCAGCCAAUCGUUAAUCAUUAAUCUCCUGUUGCUGUAUCUGUGUCCAUAUACUGACAAUGAGGCACUGGAAAGGCUCAGAUGAGUGUAGUUCCUCUUUCAAAACUGUAAGAGAUACAUACAGCUCCUUUAACUAAACAAAGCAAAUUAUAUCUGACAAUAAAUUGUAAAUAGAACUUUUCUAAUAUUAUGUUUGUUGAUAUAGAAGAAUGUAAAAAUACCAGACCUGCAUUUUACGAUUUGCACUUGCAAAAGCAUGAUAGCUGAACUUUUGAACACAUUUUAUGGAAACUAAAUCAAAUGAGACUGGGUAGUAAAAAAAAACUCCAAAGGAAAAACACAGAAUAUGCAAGUUUGAAGUAAACAUUUUUUAAAACAUGUUUUGAGCAUUUUGAAUGUUAAGUACUGUACAUUUGAUGCGUUCAAAAUAAACAGGUGGAAUUAUAGAGACUGGUCUUUUAUGUGAGAUCUUGAUACUUUCAGGUAUUAACUAUAAAUGCAGGAGAUUUAUCCCACAACAUGUUACAUUUAGUUCAAUGCUAUUUCCUGUUUUAUGGAUUUAGUGGGAGGAGCAGAAAUGAAACUGACUUUUGGUCCAAAUGAUAAGAUGGAAACAAAUGUGCACAGAGAUUAAGCUGAAGAACUUGAGCUACUUCAAAUUCAUCUUAACACAUUCACCAAAACAAGUUUUUGUGAAGUCACAAAAUGAAUGUUACAUCCUUGAAAGUAGAACUGUCAGUGAAUGAAACACAUCCUUUAAUAGAGUGCAUUCAAAACAACAACCUAAAGAAGUUAAGGAAACUACUACUGUCCAAUAACAUCAAUGGUCUUUACCCAGUCAAAGAACUGAAUGAUUUAAUGACUCCACUAAUGGCUGCUGUGGCCUGUCACAAUGAAAAUAUUACAGUGUUUCUUUUGAAUAAGGGAGCAAAUCCAGACAUACUGAGCCAAAAUGUAUUCGCUGCUUUGCAUUAUGUCUCAUUAUGCAACGCUCCACCUGUUUUUGUGAGACAUCUACUUGAAGCAAACGCUCACCCAGAUGUGACUACACCUCUACGUUUUACUGCUCUGCAAAUUGCUGCCCUUCAUAACAGGAAAGAGGUUGUAAAAAUGCUUCUUUCAGCUGGUGCACUAAUAUCACCUGUACUAGCAGACCAACCUGAGUGCCACAACAAUAAGAAAUUCUCUGAGAUGAUUGGGAUACUUGCAUCAGAGGGGGAUGAGCUGUGUUCUAAAGCCAGGUGCUUUAUAGAGCUGGAAAUUUUUGUCCGUGAGAAAACUCCUGAAGAAGUUUUUAAAAUGUUUCACAGUGACAUGCUGAAUGAACAUCCUCAGACCCAUUUACUCAUGAUUGAAAUUCUCCUGACACUGCAAAGACCAUAUCAAGAAAAAUACAGUCCACUAUGUAUCAAAUGGCUCAAAGAAACUGAUAACUUGAAUUCCUACAUUGACAAUCUUGUCGCUCGUAUCCCAAAUAUGAAUACAUUUAAUGUAGGUUUGGCUAUUAAUGGUUUACAUGUCAUUUCCAACACUAUGGAGGAAAUACCUCUUGAGCAGGCGGUGGCUAUAAUUCCACAUUUACUCCUUCGGUUAAAAGAGAAGAGUCUAGUUCUUGCAGUGCUUCAAACCCUGUAUGUGAUAACACAGAAAACAAUUAAGACCCAGCAGUGGAACACCACAUUUCUGGAAACAUUAUGCAAAAGUAUAUCUCCUUUUGUAAAGGAUCAGCACUCCUCUGACAUUAGAGAGUUCACAUACGGAGUCUUUGCAAACCUACUUCCAUUAAAAAAUGCUGCUGAAAUGUUCACCUCAGCAGAGAUCUGCACUGUGCCUGAAGAUGUACUGACAUCUGCUGACAUGAAAAUGAACGACAAGCUCAAAGAGGGGCUGAGGAGACUCAAAGGUCACUUUAACAGAACUAACUCUGAAUGUGAGGACGUGUCAGAGGCUCCUGGGUCUGGG